CGCAGGCGCAACCUAGUGCACAGCGCUAGAUAUGUAGACAUGGCGGAGAGUGGUGUUGUGGUUGUAUACGAAAAGGAAUAAAAUGGUCGUGCAUCACACUGUUAGGCAUCAGGAAUGUCAGCACGACGAGGAUGGGAUCUAUUCUGGCGAAUGAACAGGAGAUCCUGUGCUUUGACCUUGCUUAUGUGUGCUGGGGUUCUUUACCUCUCAUACACCUUCAACUCCUGUCUUGUCACAAACUUGAAUCGAGCAAUUCGACAGCAACGGGCACAAGGGUUUCUGUCAUUUGUGGCAACAGCACCAAGGUCAGUCACAGCUGAACCUGAAGAGAAGCAGAUAGCAAAGCAAGAGGAACAGACUGUAGUGCGGGUGGUCCCACUCACCUGGACAGGUUUGACCGUAGGUAACGAGUCAAAUGGAGAACAACUGGAUGGCGCUCCUAAGUAUAGGUUCCUUCGCCAGCAAGGUUUACGUCCCAGCCGUAAGUUUCCAGAUGCCCUCAUCAUUGGUGUGAAGAAGGGUGGUACUAGAGCAUUGCUGGAAUUCAUACGUCUCCAUCCAGAUGUCCGUGCCGCAGGAUCUGAGGUUCAUUUCUUUGAUCGUUUUUACAGCAAAGGAUUUACUUGGUACAGACAUCACAUGCCUCCAACUUUGGAAGGUCAGGUGACAAUGGAGAAAACCCCAAGUUACUUUGUAACGAGGGAAGUUCCACAGAGAGUCCGUCAGAUGAAUCCUAACACCAAACUUUUGGUUGUGGUGAGAGACCCAGUUACCAGAGCUAUCUCUGAUUACACACAGGCAGCCAGCAAGAAGGCCGGCAUGCGCAGGUUUGAAGACUUGGCAUUCCUGAAUGGCAGUGGUGGUCUGGUAGACACGUCAUGGGGACCCGUUAAAAUUGGCGUAUAUGCUCGGCACUUAGAACGUUGGUUGCGAUGCUUUCCUUUGAAUCAGCUUUUGUUUGUCAGUGGCGAGAGACUUAUAGUAGAUCCAGCCGCAGAGAUGGCAAGAGUACAGGAUUUCUUGGGCCUGAAGAGAGUAGUUACUGAGAAACAUUUCUACUUCAACUCAACAAAAGGCUUUCCAUGUCUGAUGAAAUCUGAAGGUCGGUCUAGUCCACACUGCUUAGGAAAGACUAAGGGACGCAACCAUCCACAUAUUGACCCUGCUGCCAUUGAACGACUGAGAGAAUUCUACAGACCCUUCAAUGCCCGUUUCUACCAGCUUACAGGAAUUAACUUUGGCUGGCCUUGAAAUUGUGUAAGCAAGAACUUCAGGUAGGACAUCACUGGCAUCAGGUUUUCUCAUCAGUACCAGGAACCAUAUGUCAGUCAUUUCUCUUCUGACAUAAAAUAUUAUCUUUUGUAUCACAGUUAAUAAUUUUCUUCGUUUUGAGAAAGAAAAUCAUUGGAUUUUAAGAUAAGAAUUUACUGUUAAAUUUGUCUUAACUGUUCUUCCCUUGUAUUUCAAUUAAUAGGGUUAGACAUACUGAACCAAGAAAAUGGAUAUAUGCAAUGUUCUAGUCAUUUUUUGAUAUUGUAAGAUGAAGGGGUGAUGAAAUCACCUGACUGCUGUUAUAUGUGGAAGUCGUUAUCUAGCUGUGCCAAUUAAAAUUUAUUUUUGUCUUUUGUAUGUAAGUGCUCAUUCAGCAAUCUUGUAAAUAAACCGUAUAGUGGCAGAUGUGAUAUGUUCCGACCUUUAUACAUUUUGUUAUAUGUUGUAAAGGGCUUCUUUUCAGUUGAAAAUAAUUCUGAAAGAAAGCAGUCUUCUGGGAUUUGGCACCGUGUAUAUGU
Cryptotermes secundus is the source of this 1790-nucleotide messenger RNA. RefSeq names its product heparan sulfate glucosamine 3-O-sulfotransferase 6 (gene Hs3st-B). Bases 115 to 1251 code for a protein of 378 amino acids. Gene Ontology annotation, molecular function: [heparan sulfate]-glucosamine 3-sulfotransferase activity. Lineage: Eukaryota; Metazoa; Arthropoda; Insecta; Blattodea; Kalotermitidae. The transcript has 7 exons. The record is from RefSeq and is a predicted model, not a curated record.